GAGUUAGAGUCCUUGCGGAGGAGGUGCGGAGCGCUUCGGCUCUGAGCGACUGACCAAGCCGGGUUCCGCGAGGCUGCGGCGAAGCCUCUAUAGAGAAGGCGCGAGAGCUUGGCAGCUUCGAUUGGAGCCCAGCGAGCGGCGACGUCAAACCAGGAGUCAUGAGCGACAGCGGCGAGCAGAACUACGGCGAGCGGGAAUCCCGUUCUGCUUCCAGAAGUGGAAGUGCUCACGGAUCGGGGAAAUCUGCAAGACAUACCCCUGCAAGGUCUCGCUCCAAGGAAGAUUCCAGGCGUUCCAGAUCAAAGUCCAGGUCCAGAUCUGAAUCUAGGUCUAGAUCCAGAAGGAGUUCUCGAAGGCAUUAUACAAGGUCACGAUCUCGAUCUCGUUCUCAUAGACGUUCCCGUAGCAGGUCUUACAGUCGAGAUUAUCGCAGACGCCACAGCCACAGCCAUUCUCCCAUGUCUACUCGAAGGCGUCAUGUUGGAAAUCGGGCAAAUCCUGACCCAAACUGUUGUCUUGGAGUGUUUGGGUUGAGCUUGUACACCACAGAAAGAGAUUUAAGAGAAGUGUUCUCUAAGUAUGGCCCAAUUGCUGAUGUGUCUAUUGUAUAUGACCAGCAGUCUAGGCGUUCAAGAGGAUUUGCCUUUGUGUAUUUUGAAAAUGUAGAUGAUGCCAAGGAAGCUAAAGAACGUGCCAAUGGAAUGGAACUUGAUGGGCGUAGGAUAAGAGUUGAUUUCUCUAUCACAAAAAGACCACAUACCCCAACACCAGGAAUUUACAUGGGGAGACCUACCUAUGGCAGUUCACGCCGUCGGGAUUACUAUGACAGAGGAUAUGAUCGCGGCUAUGAUGAUCGGGACUACUACAGCAGAUCAUACAGAGGAGGUGGUGGAGGAGGAGGUGGCUGGAGAGCUGCUCAAGACAGGGAUCAGAUUUAUAGAAGGCGGUCACCUUCUCCUUAUUACAGUCGUGGAGGAUACAGAUCACGCUCCAGAUCUCGGUCCUACUCACCUCGUCGCUAUUAAAGCAUGAAGAUAAAGACUUUCUGAAACCUGCCAUAGAGCUGGGAUAUUGUUUGUGGACAAUAUUUUUAUUGUCUGUUUAAAAAGUGAACAGUGCCUAGUGAAGUUAGGUGACUUUUACACCUUUUAUGAUGACUACUUUUGGUGGAGUUGAAAUGCUGUUUUCAUUCUGCAUUUGUGUAGUUCGGUGCUUUGUUCAAAGUUAAGUGUUUUCAGAAAAGUAUGUUUUGCAUGUAUUUUUUUACAGUCUUAAAUUUUGACUGCUGAGAAGUUUCUAUUGUACAAAAAACUUCAUUUAAAAGGUUUUUCUACUGAAUCCAGGGUAAUCUGAAGAUUGAAGCCUGUGUGUAAAAAGCUACCAAAUGGCAAAAAGCAACAAUAAACAGUUUGAUUUUUAUUUUUCUUUCUAACAUUGAUACUUAGCAGAACUAUUCAGAUUUUAAGUUAUCAGUAAGUUCAAAGGCAAAAAUACCCACUUUCCUCCAGUCCACGAAACAUACCAUAUUUAAUAUACCUACAACUAAGUGUUAAAAAAAUAUGCUCUGUAACUCUGUACUGCUAGUAUUAGAACUAAGUUUUUCAAUACAGCAAAUGCUUAAUGCUUAUAUAAAUGUGGAUUUGUCAGCCUUUCUGUAAUCUGUAUUAUGUUUAGCAGGGAAUAAGAAAAGUUACACAUUGUGUAUGCCUUAAGGCUAUUUCUUAAAGCUGUUAAAAGGGAAUAAUGGUAUUUCAGCUAGUUCUCGGCAAAUGACAAUACAUUCCACCACAAAUGUACUCUUGAUCUUCUAGCUUUUAGACCAUUUGAAAAACUGGGUGCUUCAAAGUACAGGAUAAGAGAAGGGAACACUAUACCUGUGUCAUGGAUGACCUGAAGACUGCCUGUUCAUUUUUUAAAUAUUAUUUUCAGGUCCUUUGCUAAUCAAAGGAGGCCCAAUUUCACUCAAAUGUUUUGAGAACUGUGUUCAAUAAAUGAAAACGAAGAGAAAAA
Chinchilla lanigera (long-tailed chinchilla) is the source of this 2010-nucleotide messenger RNA. RefSeq names its product transformer 2 beta homolog (Drosophila) (gene Tra2b). The record is from RefSeq and is a predicted model, not a curated record. Gene Ontology annotation, cellular component: spliceosomal complex. Lineage: Eukaryota; Metazoa; Chordata; Mammalia; Rodentia; Chinchillidae. Gene Ontology annotation, molecular function: RNA binding. Gene Ontology annotation, biological process: positive regulation of mRNA splicing, via spliceosome. The transcript is spliced from 9 exons. The coding region runs from base 159 to 1025 and encodes 288 amino acids.